Striga asiatica is the source of this 2928-nucleotide messenger RNA. Lineage: Eukaryota; Viridiplantae; Streptophyta; Magnoliopsida; Lamiales; Orobanchaceae. The record is from the annotation of a GenBank genome assembly.
UUUCAAUUAGUUAAACGAAAAUUUAAGGUACUAAAAAUGGUAAAGAGUUUGGAUACUAAAACGGUUUUUUCCCUUUCAAUUCAAACAAUAUGAGAAAACAGAAAAUGAAAUAAGGGAAGGAAAAAGAGAGCGGAGUGAGAAGAAAGAGAAAACGAAUGGAGCCCCUCAAAAUAUUCGGAGCAUCGGUUAUUAAGCAGAAACGCAAACAUGGUCGCACUAUAAAUACGAGGAGCGAUAUUCUGUAGAGAGAGAAAGCUAGUUACACUUUUCCGGAGAGAGAGAGCAAAAAAACAACAGGAACGCAACGCAAAGAUAUUUUUACGCCAAUAGCGCCACCGACCGCACAUCUCGCUAACUAAAAUUAGGGUUUCGUCCUUAUCUACCUUCCAUUUUUAUUGUAUAUGCCUCCACCCCUACCUACUCUCUCUGAAUUUAUUGCUGAAUAGUUUCUGUGCCUGGACUCAAAGUCUCGCCUUUAGGAUAUUUUAGGGAAAUUUCGAUUGAGGAGAAGAGUUCCGGGAUUUUUCUGUUUCUUUUUCCAGUAUGCCUACUUCUUGGUCAGAUGCAAUCGACAAGGCUCCUACCAAUGAAGGCUCCGGAGCCAACUUUCGUGCUUCCAGAUCUUCAACUUAUGUCCCGCCACAUCUCAGGAACAAGCCUCCUUCAGCAGACCCUUCGCCAGCUCCUCUUUCCUAUGCCGGAGCCACAUACGGAAAUGACCCUUACGCCCCCGGUGCUCCAUCUAUGGGCAGUACUUUUCAUCCUGUGGGUGUUUGGAAAGAUAGAAACGGAGGUUCCGGUGGUGGUGGCAGCAGUGGCGGCUGGAAUAACAGAGGCGGCGGCAGUUGGGAUCGUGGGAGAGAAAGAGAAGCUAACCCUUUUCAAGAAGAUGCCGAUGCAGAACCAGCAUUUGGUGAGCAGGAAAACACGGGGAUCAAUUUUGACGCGUACGAGGAUAUUCCGGUGGAGACGAGUGGGAGAGAUGUGCCGCCACCGGUGAACACGUUUGCGGAUAUUGAUCUCGGUGAGGCUUUGAAUCUAAACAUUCGGAGGUGCAAGUAUGUGAAGCCGACUCCUGUGCAGAGGUAUGCCAUACCAAUCGCGCUUGCCGGGCGAGACUUGAUGGCCUGUGCGCAGACAGGUUCUGGAAAGACGGCGGCGUUUUGUUUCCCGGUAAUUAGUGGGAUCAUGAAAAGCAGUCAAUCUGGGCCGAGGCCACCGCGCAUGCCGCGCAUGGCUUUUCCGUUUGCUCUCAUUCUUUCUCCCACUAGGGAGCUUUCAAUGCAAAUCCAUGAAGAAGCCAAGAAAUUUGCUUAUCAAACUGGCGUCAAGGUGGUUGUUGCAUAUGGUGGUGCACCUAUCAAUUUACAGCUUCGAGAACUUGAAAGAGGUGUGGACAUACUUGUUGCAACUCCCGGACGGUUAGUGGAUUUGUUGGAAAGAGCCAGAGUCUCAUUGCAAAUGAUUAAGUAUUUAGCCCUAGAUGAGGCAGAUAGAAUGUUAGACAUGGGUUUUGAGCCUCAAAUAAGGAGAAUUGUGCAACAGAUGGACAUGCCUCCGGCUGGUGUACGGCAGACAUUGUUGUUUAGCGCUACAUUUCCAAAGGAGAUUCAGAGGCUGGCUGCUGAUUUUCUAUCAAAUUACGUGUUUCUGGCUGUUGGAAGGGUUGGAUCUAGUACCGACUUGAUUGAACAAAGGGUUGAAUAUGUGCUUGAGACUGACAAAAGAAGUCACCUGAUGGACCUUCUCCAUGCACAGAGAGCAAAUGGUCUUCAGGCUAAGCAAGCUCUUACUCUUGUUUUUGUCGAGACAAAGAAGGGAGCAGAUUCGCUUGAACACUGGCUCUGCGUUAAUGGGUUUCCUGCUACAUCCAUACAUGGUGACAGGACACAACAGGAGAGAGAAUAUGCUUUGAGAUCCUUCAAAAGUGGGAAAACACCAAUCCUAGUCGCGACUGACGUUGCAGCCCGCGGGCUCGACAUCCCGCACGUGGCCCACGUCGUCAACUUUGACCUCCCCAACGAUAUCGAUGAUUACGUCCACCGGAUCGGCCGUACGGGCCGGGCCGGAAAAACGGGCCUAGCCACCGCUUUCUUCAACGACAACAAUUCCUCUUUGGCUAGGCCGCUGGCCGACCUAAUGCAAGAGGCAAACCAGGAAGUCCCUGCCUGGCUUUCACGCUUUGCCGCCAGGUCAUCGUUCGCCGGAAAGGGCCGCCGUGGAGGAGGAGGCUCCGGUGGAAGAUUUGGUGGCAGAGACUUCCGGAAGGAUAACAGAGGUGGAAUGGACUUUUACGGUAAUAAUAGUAAUAAUAACAGUGGAGGUUAUGCUUCUUCUACCUUGACAAGUGCGUGGGACUAACGAACGAUCUCGACUAUAUGUUUUUGCUUGCCUCGGCAUUUGCAGUUAUUUUUUUAGUAAAAAUAUUUCAUUUUUUUUCUUUUUUGGUUAUAAUUUUGCUUGUUGCUUUUAGUAUGGGGGGUCUAGCUGUCGUGUGGUAUGUAUAUUUUGGAGGGAUAUUUGUCUUCCGAAGCACCGUCUGAGGGUGAUGUUGGUUGUGCAGUUACAAUGUGUGGUGGUGGGUAGAUCUUUGUUUGUUCGGAUGCUGGGGUUGUAUUUCUUAUGGCCUUUUGAUUAUUUGAAAUCCUUCUCUCGGUUUUAAAUACCUUAUUAUGCAGACGACGGCCCUUCCGAUUAUUGGUUCUUGACUUUGAAUGUUGCGUUGGAUGGUGUUGUAUUAUUCUAGGACUGGUGUUUAGGUGAUUCGAUUAAAAUUAGAGCUACGUAAUUCUGUUGCUACUUGUAUAUAGUGUUCCUCCUAUUUUGUUAUAUUAUUUAUUAUCAAUUAAUUCUUUAUCUUUAUAUUAUAUUAUAUAUCAUUACAUUUCUCUCUUUAAUAUUGUACUCAAAUAUAUUAAAGUGCACGUG